ACUCGAUGGCUAUCGCAACCUUGCAAAGAAGAUUGGGCUUCCCAAGCCAAGCCUUCACUCUUCACACAUCCUUCUUCAUCUUUCGUCGAGACAGACACAACCAUAGAAGCAUCAAAAUAGUAGUACCAACCAGGCCAAGAUGAUCAAGCCCGUCGUGUUAAUGUCGUUGGCACUGCUGUUGCUAGUCUGCAAUGUGUCAGUAGUGCUUGCCAAGAAACCCUCUUCUUCCAGCAGCAAAAAGACUGGAGAUGGUCCUCCUCCGCAACCAUGUCAAAAGUACUUGGACAUGAGUGACGAAGAUUUGUUUUUCUCGGCGUCCGAAGGUCGUCGUAUUGGAGACCACUGUCGCAUCAAGAACAGUCCGUCGGCAUCGUGCGAUUACUACGUCGUCGCCGAACCAUCCGCUACCACCGGCUACGACGGCUGGCCGCGGACAUUUGAAGAUCGAGGACGCGGCUGUGUCUACCACCCCGACGGCAAGGGCAAGUGUGGCUAUCAAAAAAUGGAUUAUCGACAUUGGGAUGAAACGGAACGGACGCAAAUGUGUGCGGGUAAUUACGUCCAGAAUGCCGCUGCGCAAUUGCGUCAUGCCAUUCUCAAUGAUCGUUGUGGAGGAUCGUGCAGUUUGCCACAGUGUCAUCACGCCAGUCACGAAACGACUCGUCCGUACUGUUAUCAUUGCCGCAAAUGCAAAGACAAUAUGGAACACUGCAAGGAAGGAUACAAAUUCUGUAAAUUGUGCAAAGAAGAAUGUCCCAGCGACUAUGAAAAGGGUGAAGUCAAACGAACCAUGGGGGAUGAGUUGUAAUUGCGUACCGUACUUGAAAGACGACAAGAUAAAUACCAGUAGUAGUACAAUUACUUAUUUGUAGUUAUGAUGAAGCUUGCAUAUAAGGUACUUUAAAACCAUGUCCUCGUACUUGUU
Messenger RNA from Seminavis robusta, 925 nucleotides. NCBI's taxonomy places the organism in Eukaryota, Bacillariophyta, Bacillariophyceae, Naviculales, Naviculaceae. The record is from the annotation of a GenBank genome assembly.